Messenger RNA from Anopheles merus, 3486 nucleotides. Its product is annotated as F-box/LRR-repeat protein 20. Gene Ontology annotation, cellular component: SCF ubiquitin ligase complex. Gene Ontology annotation, biological process: SCF-dependent proteasomal ubiquitin-dependent protein catabolic process. The transcript is spliced from 11 exons. The coding region runs from base 1224 to 2600 and encodes 458 amino acids. Gene Ontology annotation, molecular function: protein binding. The record is from RefSeq and is a predicted model, not a curated record. NCBI's taxonomy places the organism in Eukaryota, Metazoa, Arthropoda, Insecta, Diptera, Culicidae.
CCGAAAACAACAACAAGCUGAAACACGAACGCACACAACGAAGCAGGCCAAACAAUUUACAGCAGCAGCAGCAAAAAAACAACAAACACACACACACACACACACACACACACACACACACACACACACACACACACACACACAGAGAGAGAGAACACGAAGAACCCGACAAAAGAAGUCGUGUCGCCAUAUUGAAUCAAGAAUGCUUCAAUUACUACGCACGGAAGGGGUUGAUUCAGAGAAGAGGGUUGGGGUGAGAGAUGGGCGAUGACAGGUAGAUCGUGUCUAGUUGCUGUUGCGUAAAAUGCAGUCAGGACUGUUUGGCAAAGUGUAGUUGCUGUUGCCGUGGUAGUGAGUACACGGUGCAAGUGUAGUGUCGAUAGUGGCAAGUGAUAAACGUUUGACAAGAAAAUUGAAAACCCCAUCUAGAAGGCGCAGUGCUAGAGUGACGGCGUUACGGGGUGCAUACGUGUGCGUGCAGUGCGCGUGUAUCCUCCAAACAAAGGAAAGUGCUCCCGACCACACACUGUCGCUGUUAGCCAAUGAAGAGCCAUCCCUUCCGGUAGACCCUCCCGCCUGCCCGGAAUCGCUCGCUGUGCGUUCUCAAUUAUAUUGGAGUGCGUUCCACACACACACACACACACACCCACAACCCCUUCCUUCCAGCCGUGUGUGCUUGUGCCCUCAGGAAGCGUGAAUUCAAUCCGCACAGCAGUCAUCGGUUUCCCUUCAAUUCAUCCGUGUGAGGUUCACGACUCCCUUGAACCCUGUUGCUGCCGCUACUGCUGAUCGAGUGGGUUGCGCCUGUGUGUUUGUGUCGGUGCUCUCUCUCUCGCUCUCCCUAUCGCUGUGUGUGACGUUUGUUGCUUCUUUGUUGGUUAAGGCGAGACCGUUUUCUAUUGCGUAGUUCCUUGCCUUCCUGCGCUGGAGACACACCGCAAAGAGAGGAGGAGGACAAUCGCAACAACGAAGCAGUGUUUCGUUGACGGGCGGUCACACACCAACACAAACACAGAUCGGGAAGAGAAGAUAGAACCGCCACCCCCUGCGCGUUCGGGACAGCGGUUGCUAAGCGUGCGCCGGAAUUUCUUCGCCUGCUGCGAGUGAAAGGGCAACAGCGACAGCAACAACCGUUACGAAAUUCUAACCGGAAGCGAGCCAAACGCAGACGGAGGAAACACCAGCUACGACAACGCACGCGACAACGGCACGGAGUUAGCACGAUGAAGGCACGGAACGGAGAGCGUUCACCGUCUCGGCAGAAAAACUCCGCCAAGGAGCCGAACGACAAGAUGAUGAACCAGAUACAGCUGGUUCGCAAUCGAUUCGAGAAAUCGUGCAUCAUCCCGGAUGAUGAGAUCUCUCGAAAACUACCAAAGGAAAUUCUGCUUCGCAUUUUAUCAUACCUUGAUGUAACCUCGCUUUGCCGUUGUGGACAGGUUUCUCGAUAUUGGAAUAUUCUCGCACUGGACGGUUCCAACUGGCAAAAGAUAGAUCUGUUUGAUUUUCAACGAGACAUUGAGGGUCCAGUGAUCGAAAACAUCUCACAGCGCUGUGGCGGCUUCCUGAAGUAUCUGCGAUUGCGGGGCUGCCAGUCGGUCGGCAGCCACUCGAUCCGUACCCUUGCCAACUACUGCCAUAACAUCGAGCAUCUCGAUCUGUCCGAGUGCAAGAAGAUCAGCGACGUUGCCAUACAGCAGCUCAGCAAGAACUGCGCCAAGCUGACCGCGAUCAAUUUGGAGUCGUGCUCGCAAAUAUCCGACAGCAGCCUUAAGGCACUCUCCGACGGGUGUCCGAAUUUGUCCGAAAUCAAUGUAUCCUGGUGCAAUCUAAUCACGGAGAAUGGCGUCGAAGCGCUCGCUAGGGGAUGCAACAAGAUCAAAAAGUUCAGCAGUAAAGGAUGCAAGCAGGUGAACGAUAGGGCUGUUAUCGCGCUUGCACUGUACUGUCCUGGGAUCGAGGUUUUAAAUCUACAUAGUUGUGAUAGCAUAACGGAUGCAUCGAUAUCGAAGAUAGCAGAAAAAUGCUGCAACCUGAAGCAGCUGUGCGUGUCCAAGUGUACCGAGCUUACCGAUCAGUCCCUCACUGCCCUAGCGAUGAAUAAUCAGUACCUCAACACGCUCGAGGUCGCCGGAUGUGCACAAUUCACCGAUAGUGGCUUCAUCGCGCUGGCAAAGAACUGUAAAUACUUGGAGCGCAUGGAUCUGGAAGAGUGCAGUCUGAUCACCGAUGCCACUUUGCAGAACCUGGCAUUGGGAUGUCCUAGUCUGGAGAAGCUGACUUUAUCACACUGCGAGCUGAUAACGGACGAAGGCAUCCGGCAGCUGGCCGGUGGUGGCUGUGCCGCUGAAAGCCUUUCCGUCCUGGAGCUUGACAACUGUCCACUGAUCACUGACGCAACGCUAGAGCAUCUAAUAUCCUGUCACAAUCUGCAACGGAUAGAGCUGUACGACUGCCAACUCAUUUCACGCAAUGCAAUCCGUCGUUUAAGGAAUCAUCUUCCCAACAUAAAGGUUCACGCUUACUUUGCACCGGUUACGCCGCCACCAACAAUAAACGGUCCACGUCCUAGGUACUGCCGGUGUUGCGAGAUUCUCUGAGAUCAGGCGAUUGGCUUAGCCAGAAAAGUGCUCUGUAGGAGUAGAGACGACUGAUAUUUAUACUUGUAACCGUAGCAUACACCUUUCGGAUUUGAUAGGAAACCCCAGGGGGCUGAUAGGAGGGUCUAUCGCAUUGUCGUUUGUGCACCACAAAACGCUUGAGGCAUCGUGCGAAUCGAGAACCUUUUUUAAGGGCAGCUAUGGGGCACACUAGCCUCCAAAUACUGGCUGCUAGGCCUGGACUGAAAACUACAUACAUACAUACUUACAAACACACAGACACACAUACACACGAAAACUGCAUUCGCUUUGCAUGCACGGUGCAGUGCACCAGUCGCUAAUUGGAUGUCUCUGUGCCAGUGGGGUGUCGAGAAGAGCGAAACGGAACAACAUUUUACAAGGAGCUGGAUCACAUCCCACGCGUAACGUUCGCAAACAGCUUAACGCAUGCUUUAGUCACCUUGUGUGUGUGUGGGUGGGUGUAUGUGUAAGCAUUACUUAGAACAUGUUAGCGUAACACGAAAUGGGCCCUAAACAAACGACGCCGCCGGUAGGAAAGUACGACAAACCGACAACCAAACACUCAGAAUAUCACACCAAAAAAUAACAGCUUAUUCUACGUCGAAGUUGUGGAAAGGGGAGGGAGGGGGGGGAUUCAGAGACACCGGAAAAAAACCAAAAGAACGGGGUUGGAACGGCAAAAAAACACAAAACAACCACACUAACGACAAACACACAAACUCUAUCACAUGUGUUCAGCAAAGCAUAAGUAUGGUGUGAAGUAUCAGCAAAAGUAUCAUACACACAUAGUAGCAUAACGAAUCAACGUAUCGUGCAAUCAUUUGUACAUUGAACCAUUGUAGAUGCGGGAGAAUGCGGAUGGCGG